AUGGAUCAUUCAAGUUCUGCCUCUACCAGUGGCAGUGAUAGCGCCACUGCUGCUAGUGUAUCUGCUGCCAAUGAAUUACUGGAUAAACCCCUAUGGAAAUAUGUUACCCAAUUGGAUGCUAGAGUGGAAGCAGGAGGGAAUUUGUCUUGGAAGUGUAACUUUUGUAAAAAAGAUUAUAAAAGAUUGCCGUUCAAUUUGGCAAAGAACCCUUACUUCCAAGCUUCAUAUACUUAUGCAGCAAAUCAUAAUAUUGGAGGUUAUUUACCGCCGGGAUAUAACGCGUUGCGAACCACUCUGUUGCAAAAAGAGAAAGAAAAUAUUGAUAGGUUGUGUGAACCUAUUCGAGAAGUGUGGACUCAUAAGGGGGUGAGUAUUAUAAGUGAUGGGUGGAGCGAUUCACAAAGGAGGCCUCUCAUUAAUUUCAUGGCAGUAUCUGAUGGUAAAACAAUGUUUUUAAAAUCAGUUGAUUGCUCGGGGGAGAUUAAGGAUAAAAAUUUCAUUUUCAGGUUGCUGAAGGAAGUUAUUCAAGAAGUAAGAGAGGCGAACGUGGUUCAAGUAAUCACAGAUAAUGCUGCAAAUUGUAAGGGAGCAGGCUGGAUUUCUGAUAUUAUAGGUGAUGUUGCUGCAAUAAAGCAUUUCAUUAUGAAUCAUUCUAUGAGAUUGGUAAUCUAUAAUGAGUUUGUGAGUUUGAAGUUGCUUUCUAUUGCUGACACUCGUUUUGCUUCAAUGAUUAUGAUGCUGAAGAGGUUCAAGUUAAUAAAGAGCAGUCUCCAAAAUAUGGUGAUAAGUGAAAAAUGGAAUAUUUAUAGAGAUGAUAAUCUUGGGAGGGCCAGACUUGUGAAGGAAAAAUUAUUAGAUGAUUGUUUUUGGGAUUCAGUUGAUUACAUACUUGCCUUCACUGCUCCUAUUUAUGAUAUGAUCAGAGCUUGUGACACUGAUAGAGCUUGUCUUCACUUGAUAUAUGAUAUGUGGGAUUCAAUGAUUGUGAAAAUGAAGAAAGCUAUAUACCAUAAAGAGAGGAAGGGGAUGGAAGAGAGCUCCUCUUUUUAUAAUGUGGUGCAUCGCAUUCUUGUGGAUCGUUGGACAAAAAAUUCAACUUCACUACAUUGUUUGGCACAUGCUUUAAAUCCCAAAUACUAUAGUCAGCAAUGGCUUCAGGAAGAUUCUAGUCGAGUUCCUCCACACAUGGAUUUAGAGCUUACUCAAGAGCGACAAAGAUGUUUAAGGAGAUUCUUUCCUGGCAUGGAGGACCGAGGCCGGAUUAGUUUGGAGUAUGCAGAUUUUAUUAGCAAUAGUGGAACCUUUGACAAUUUUGAUGCCAUCAAUACUCAAUACACUAUGGAUCCGAAAUCUUGGUGGCUACUUUAUGGUACUUUUACACCGAUGCUGCAAAAAAUAGCAUUGAGACUUGUGCAACAACCCUCCUCUUCAUCAUGUGUUGAACGCAAUUGGAGUACUUAUUCUUUUGUGCAUUCCAUCAAGAGGAAUAAAAUCACUCCAAAACAUGUUGAAGACUUGGUUUAUGUGCAUAGCAAUCUUCGACUCUUAUCAAGAAAGACUCCUAGUUAUGCACAAGGAGCAACUCAAAUGUGGGAUAUUGCUGGAGAUACAUUUGAUUCACUUGAUGAUAUUGGAGAUCUUCAAUUUGCUAGUCUUUCCCUUGAUGAGCCAAAGAUAGAGGCUAUGAUUAUUCAAGAUGGAGAUGAAAAUAAUUGA
Molecule: messenger RNA, 1716 nt
Organism: Gastrolobium bilobum
Lineage: Eukaryota; Viridiplantae; Streptophyta; Magnoliopsida; Fabales; Fabaceae
Exons: 5
Coding region: 1-1716 (571 amino acids)
Molecular function (GO): protein dimerization activity
Source: RefSeq, a predicted model, not a curated record